Molecule: messenger RNA, 1852 nt
Organism: Nyctereutes procyonoides (raccoon dog)
Lineage: Eukaryota; Metazoa; Chordata; Mammalia; Carnivora; Canidae
Gene: TOMM34
Product: translocase of outer mitochondrial membrane 34
Exons: 7
Coding region: 122-1051 (309 amino acids)
Cellular component (GO): mitochondrion; cytosol
Molecular function (GO): heat shock protein binding
Source: RefSeq, a predicted model, not a curated record
CGGGCAGGCUCCCAGCGGGCCCGCGUCCUCGGCCGCCGGUGCUCCCGCCCACGCGGUUGCGCACGCCUCGGCGCGGUAACGGACGCGCCCCCCGCCCCCGGUGCGCCGGCCCGGCCGCGGGAUGGUCCCCAAGCUCGCAGACUCCGUGGAGGGGCUCCGCGCCGCCGGCAACCAGAGCUUCCGCAACGGCCAGUUCGCCGAGGCCGCGGGGCUCUACAGCCGCGCGCUGCGGGCGCUGCAGGCGCAAGGUUGUUCGAACCCUGAAGAAGAAAGUAUUCUCUUCUCUAACCGCGCCGCGUGCCACCUGAAGGAUGGCAACUGCAGGGACUGCAUCAAGGAUUGCACUUCAGCGCUGGCCCUGAUUCCCUUCAGCAUGAAGCCCUUGCUGCGGCGAGCAUCGGCCUAUGAGGCUCUGGAGAAGUACCCCCUGGCCUACGUCGACUAUAAGACUGUGCUGCAGAUUGAUGACAAGGUGGCCUCGGCCCUAGAAGGCAUCAACAGAAUGACCAGAGCUCUCGUGGACUCACUGGGGCCCCAGUGGCGCCUGAAGCUGCCCUCUAUUCCCCUGGUGCCUGUUUCAGCCCAGAAGAGGUGGGAUUUCUCGCCUCCGGAAUACCAGAAAGAGGUAGCUAAAAGCAAAUUCAAAGAAACCACAACUGCAAAGACCACAGUGCCUUCUGCUGGGGAUGUGGAGAGAGCCAGAGCUCUGAAGGAAGAAGGCAAUGAGCUUGUAAAGAAGGGAAACCAUAAGAAAGCUAUUGAGAAGUACAGUGAAAGCCUCUCAUUUAGUGACAUGGAGUCUGCCACAUACAGCAACAGAGCACUCUGCCAUCUGGUCCUGAAGCAGUAUAAGGAGGCAGUGAAGGAUUGCACAGAGGCCCUCAGGCUGGAUGGAAAGAACGUGAAGGCGUUCUACAGACGAGCACAAGCCUACAAGGCACUGAAGGACUAUAAAUCCAGCUUUGAAGACCUCAGCAGUCUCCUGCAACUUGAGCCCAGGAACGUCCCUGCCCAGAGGUUGCGGCAGGAAGUUAACCAGAGUUUAAACUAAAAUCCCAGAAGGGCAGCGGUAUACACCUGUGCCCAAGCUCUGUCCUCUGUGCCUGCUCCUGGCACCCGGCACGCCCCUGAGUGAGCUCUGAAGCAACUCCAAGCUGAUGCCUUCCCAGCCCUUAAGAGGCUUUGCCUGUUCAAAUUAUGCUCAGUGUAGUUUAAAAAAAAAAAAAAAACAGACGUUUUAUUUUGCUGGAAUGUCCCCACUAGAGCUGAAGCCCUAUUCCCCACUCCCCCCCAGACUUUGCUCUGUCCCUGCCCCCAGCAUGCAAGCCCUAGCAUGCUGCUCCUCCUGCUCUUCUAGUUUCACCAGACUCAUCUCCCUAUGCUUCAUCUGAGCAAACUGAGCUCGUGGAGUGGGGGGUGGGUGGGUAAGGGAGAAACUAGAACCCAGAGCAGCCUGUCGAGCUGGUUCUCCAGGGCUACCAUCCCCACCCUGUCCGUGGCAGAGUUCCCUGUGUUCUGAGCUCCAGUGCCUUUUGGCUGGGCCCUCCUUGGGUAGGGACGCAGAAUCCUGACCCUUGGACGGCCUUGGCCGUGGCUCCAUGCUGCUGCCUCCUGCGUGGAGGUGCCUAACCGGUGUUAAGCGUCCAGAGGUGUGGCCGCUCCCGAAGGUGGGAUGGAGAGAGGCCUUGACGUCCGUGUCCUUCCAGUCUGGGCAGGGACUUACUUUUGACCUCAGCAGUGGUUCCCUCCACGCUUCUUGGUUCUUUGUAACGUGAAGUUAAUUUGAACAAAACUGACUUUGUUGAACUGUGUUAUUUAAAGCUAUUGUAUUAAACAUCUUUCUGGUACAUAA